This is a messenger RNA of Diatraea saccharalis (sugarcane borer), 3699 nucleotides long. NCBI's taxonomy places the organism in Eukaryota, Metazoa, Arthropoda, Insecta, Lepidoptera, Crambidae. The record is from the annotation of a GenBank genome assembly.
AUGGAGUCUCCGCCUUCAUUUUCUACACAGUCAGAAGCGCCACCGUUAAGUGAAGACAGUGGUUUACUGAUUACGAGUGGAUCGUUUUCUAGUGAUUCUGCCAGUGGAUGGCAGCACGUCGCAUCCGAGUUGCAGGAAAGUGAUUUCGAUGAAAGAUCAUUAUCACUCUGCGAGUCAACAGAGACCUCAGAACGAAUGUGUGGAGAUUUCUUUAAUACAGUCAAAAAAGGACCUGCAAAAGUAAUUCUCACAACCAUUGAACCUCCUCCUGAAUUCCAGGAUAAUCCAGGCUCAGUUAUUAUUGAAAAAUGUACGACUGUGCUCGUUCCUCCGUCUGUUGUUUGUACUAAUGAUUCUCCGAAUAAAAUAAAAAUAACUAGUUUAGAUAUUUCUAUGUCUACGAGUCAUGUGUCUCCCAUAUAUCCAAGGAAAUUGAAACCAGAUUCUUUAUACGAACGUCGGCAAUGUUUGAAUCAUCGGUUCACAAGCCCACGUUUGCUUCACCUUAGUCCGUGUCGUGCAACAAGACCUUCAUCGAGAAAUUCUCUUUCUUCACGAUUGUCCAGUAGUCAUAAUUCUCUCAUAACUCAAUUUCAAGUCGAUGAUUCCAGUUUUAUAACGCAGGCUAUAUCACAUGACACGUUGUCAGCCAAAACCUCCGACAUUACGGAUAUGUACAAUGUACCAUUCGAUAGCGAUAUUUACGCAGUACCUAUUGACAUGGUCAGACCUAACCGUAACAACAUUCGCAUUAAAGGUAAGAGAUUACCAAGAAAUAAUAAGAAGCGUGGGAAAAGCACUCCCCAAAAUAUAGGAGCCAACUGCCCCUCAGAAAGAAAUACGAAGUUAAAAGAGCCUGCCAGACAUAAAGAUGUUAAAACGAAAAGGCAUAGUUUACCGAGUUCUUCAUUUAAAAAGAGCGCAACUGACUCUGACACUGAUUCUUUGCAAGUGACCCUUCGUGAAAUGAGAAAAUAUCUGCAUACUCUUUAUUCUAGCUCCAGUGAUUCAGAAUGUCGAAAUACAAUGAAUAAGAAAAAUAAUGCAAUAAUAACUGGUGUAGGCAAACACACAAGGCAUUGUAGUAAAGAAACGGCGACUGCUGUUUUGUUGAAGGAAAGCAAUGAAUUGGGUAAAACUAUGGAAACUAAUAACAAUCACAAGAAAUCUAGCAAAAAUUCCUUUGGAAUGAAUUCUAAGAAUAAGAAACAUAAAGAGAACAUACCGAAAGAUAUUUUAGGUGUAGAUAAAAAUGAAAAAUGUGUAAAAAAGUCUAACCAGUGUCAGAAAACAAAAUUGAAUCCUGUGAGAAUAUUGUCAAUAAACUUAAAGCAGAGUUUCUGUAAUUUAUUUCGAUGGCGACGGCAUUCUGUAGUUGAGAGUACGGUCGAAGUUGAAAAGGUGACUGGUAGUAGAGAUAGUCCUCCGGCCGCUGUGCGACGCGCUCUGCCCCCAUUACCACAGACUCCUCACACUUCACAUCGCUCCGUUAACGAAGAGGAUCAAAUUAUGGACUUUGCCACUUCUUUACAAAAAGUAAAAGAUUAUGGCUGGUAUUGGGGUCCCAUAUCGGUUGAAGCUGCUGAGAAAAUACUUUCAAAUGAACCAGACGGUUCGUUUAUUGUCCGAGAUAGUAGCGAUGACCAUUAUAUAUUUACCUUGACUUUUAAAUUAAAUGGACUUCGACAUGUUAGGAUAGAGCACGAUCAGGUCCACACCUCGCAACACGCACAAUUCGCACAUCACAGUUAAAUAGAAUAUAAAAACAAAAUCAUUACCUGUGCGGUACAUAAAUCUGAUCUUUUAAACUACGCAUCGGAUUUCAAUGCGCUUCUCAUCAAUAUACAGAGUGAUUCAAGAGUAAGGUUUAUGUGUAUAAUACAAGACCACGCGAGCGAAGUCACUGGCGGAAAGUUAGUUAUCUAUAUAUCACUUUUUACAGGUAAUUUUUGUUUUGGCGGUUGCACAAUGUUCAAAGCUCAGACGAUAGUAGAGUUCAUAGAAAACGCUGUGGAGACAUCCAGAAGCGGCCGCUACUUGUUCUUUUUGAACCUGAGACCUGUGCUGGGACCCGUCCGUGUACAACUACUGUACCCAGUGUCCAGGUUCAAACGUGUGCAGAGCUUACAGCACAUGUGCAGAUUUGUGAUAUUAAAAUACGUACGUCGUGACCUCAUUAGCGGCCUGCCUCUACCGAGACGUCUUCUAGAUUACCUAAGCGCCACACACUACUACUCUGAACUACUUGCCGACAUAUAGGUGAUAUGUAUAAAUUACAUUAUUAACAAGCACUCCUUUUGAUCUGACAUCAAAACAAAUCUAUUUCUAGCUAUUUGUAAUGCUUAGCAAAUAUAUUAGAUCAUUUGUAAUAAUGAAAUUAACAUGCAAUUUUAUCAUUGCGAUAAAUAGUAAGUGUACAUUAUAAUGUAUUUGCAGUUAUAUCUCUUUUGUGCACACUUUUUGUGUAUGCUUUGGCUAAUAUGAAUUUAUUUAGAGAUGUAAGCAAUAGAUACCAGACUUCGUGCCUCAAUGAUCUAUAUAAUUUCGAAAGUAAUAUUCGAGACAUAUUAUAGUUUUGAAGUAUGUAUGUAUACAAUGUUAGAUUACUAGAUAAUAUUCUGCUAUUUACUGUGUAUUAAAUCAGCUAAGUGCAACCUAAGCAAUCCUAGCGAGUACAAUCUAUUUAUUAUAGUAAGCCCUCACUGAGUUAAUUGUGUAGCUCGGUAUUUAAAAUCACACUAAAACGAUAGGCGUUAAUAUUGAAGGUAGUUUAAUUCUAUUUAUUUUGUGGUUGUGUGGUUUUUAAUUAGUAAUGUUAGAGUAACGUAUGUAAUUUUUGUAACGAAAUGAUAUUUAAAUACUUAUUAUUAACUUAUUACAGAUUAGAGCUAACUUGUUAAUGAAACCAGUAUGCAUAUAACCUUAAUGUUAUAUGUUUUCGUAAUGGAUGUAACUUAUUUUUGGGUUGGUUAAGUUAAAACAAUUAAUGGUUGAUGUACUGAGUUAGUUACUGUUAAUGACAAUCUAAGGUAUGUAAACAUUCUGUGGAUGAUGAUAUUUAUCGACAGUUUCUUUUUAUCGCUUUUGCAUCGGCGACUUUAUUUAUUAAAUAAUGUUAUUUGUUACUGAAUGACUUUAAAAAAGGUGGAAACGAUUGCUGGGCGUUGAGUAAACUAAAUUUUUAACCGGAUUACCUUAGUCCAUUGCAUAUCUAAAAAAUUCAAAAUUCCAAAUACUAAAUAAAUAUCCCACGAAUAUAUUUAAGUUAAAACUUACACUCGAUCUUCUGGCAACAUCGUUUCGACGCGAACAGGAUAAAUAAUGAUAUUUUUUUUUUCAAAUUAAUAGCAUUAUACAUCAGCACGAUGUGUUUACUACCAGUCGAUGCAUUGAAUUUGCCAAAGAUAACUUUUAAUUUAAUAACUAUGUUGUGUAUAUUGGGUUAUUUAUGUUAAUUAGUAAUGCUCUCAAAACUUUUAUUAAUAUAAUGCCUUUCAAAUUACCACCGUAACAUUAAAUAUAAGAUAUAACAGUAAGGUUUUACAAAGACAUACAUAUCACCUUAUACUGUUGAAUAAUGUUAAAAUCAACCUGUUACCGAUGUAACAUUAUUAAUAUACAUGCAUGUUGUUUUAAAUAUUAAGGGUUGAUUUUUCUUUAACUCAAAUAUUUAAUCCGUGCGGCUGUGGGCACUAUCAU